GAAAAUCCUGUUUGAAAACGGAGCUACAGUUUUCAGAUUACUACUGCUUGCUUGCUGUCCAUUUGCUGCUUGACCUCUGGCUGGAAGCAGGUGAGGAAUCGGCCGUCUGGCAGUGCUUGACUCUGCUGGAGGAAGGCCUGACCGCCAGCCCUUCCAACGCCCAGUUCAAACUGCUGCUCAUCCGAAUCUACUGCAUGCUGGGGGCCUUUGAGCCGGUGGUGGAGCUUUACUCUAGCCUGGAUGCCAAGCACAUUCAGCACGAUACCAUUGGAUACCUGCUGACCCGCUAUGCCACAGCUUUUGGCCACUAUGCUGCUGCCUCUCAAUCCUGCAACUUUGCCCUCAGGUUUUUCCACUCCAACCAGAAAGAUACCUCAGAAUACAUCAUCCAGGCCUAUAAAUACGGUGCGUUUGAGAAGAUCCCAGAGUUCAUUGCUUUCCGGAACAGGCUGAACGCCUCCCUUCAUUUUGCACAAGUCCGCACAGAACGGAUGUUGCUAGAUCUCCUCCUGGAAGCCAAUAUAUCAACAAGUUUGGAAGAAAGUAUUAAAUCCAUGGGCCUAAGUCUGGAAGAGGACGACAUUCCCUGGAAAGACCUGCGGGAUAACAGAGACCUCACCGUCCUAUUCAACUGGGACCCGAAAGAGAAGAAUAUUUCAGAAGAGCACAGAAAAUACUCCUUGGAGGAAGAGACCACGUGGUUGCGGAUUCGGUCCCUGACAUUACGGUUAAUAAGCGGGCUGCCAGCUCUUGGCCACAGCAGCCAGCCAAAGAACUCAGAAAAAACCACCGAGAAUGGCGUUUCCUCCAAGAUCGACACCGUCCGGACUCUCCUGCGGCAGCUGGACGAUACAGUGAGAUCUGGGAAGUGGUUCCUACAGAAAAAUAUUCAGUAUCCGGUCCUCGGCCCCCCUCCUUCACGGAUGGCCAGCUUCUUUGACAGUGGGAGCUGCCAGUCCCAAAUCAGCUUGUUUUAUCUAGUUAGUGAAAUUUAUGAAUUAGAUACCAAUGGCUUAGAAGAUUCCACGGCGAUUCAAGAGCGGAUAGGAAAUUGUUUCAAAUCAUUACUGGAGCAACUAACAGAUCAGGUCAAUAAAUGCAAAGGUGAUUUGUUGGAAAUCCGGGAGGGCAGCUUCAAAACCCAUCCACAUAUUUUAGAAAACCUGGUCUUCUUUGUGGAGACCAUCUCUAUCGUCUUGUGGGUCUGCAGUUACUCAGAUGCCGUCCUCCGGCCCUGGAAGUCAAGCCUGCAGAAGAAGAAAAAGAAGAAAAAAGAGAGCAGUGUGGCCAUGCCUCCAGUCUUCACCAGCUUCCAAGAUUACGUCUCUGGACUCCAGACGCUCACUUCCAACGUGAUAGAUCACCUCAAAGGGCUUGAAAUUAAUUUAACUGCACUUAAACUUGAAGAGCUGUACAUAGACAAUAAUUCACUCUUGCAG
Thamnophis sirtalis is the source of this 1439-nucleotide messenger RNA. The record is from RefSeq and is a predicted model, not a curated record. NCBI's taxonomy places the organism in Eukaryota, Metazoa, Chordata, Lepidosauria, Squamata, Natricidae.